Asparagus officinalis (garden asparagus) is the source of this 1884-nucleotide messenger RNA. Its product is annotated as probable UDP-arabinose 4-epimerase 2. Gene Ontology annotation, molecular function: UDP-glucose 4-epimerase activity. Lineage: Eukaryota; Viridiplantae; Streptophyta; Magnoliopsida; Asparagales; Asparagaceae. Gene Ontology annotation, biological process: beta-D-galactose catabolic process via UDP-galactose, Leloir pathway. Bases 391 to 1632 code for a protein of 413 amino acids. Gene Ontology annotation, cellular component: cytosol. The record is from RefSeq and is a predicted model, not a curated record. The transcript has 11 exons.
CGCAAAAGUCUACUCAUACGAAGAACAUGGAAGCUUUAAAACUGUCAUCUUUACAAAUUUUUUUUCCUCAAUCUCUCCCUGUCUCUCUCUCUAAACUUCUGAGUUUCUCUCUCUAAAUUCUCCUCAAAAGCAGCCAAGGACUCGGUCCAAACUUCCCUCCCCAUUCUCUUCUCCCUUCUUUCUCUCUCCUCUCUGUCUCCCUCUCUCUCUCUCUCUCUCUCUCUACGGUUGAAGGAACGAAUUCUCUCACCAAGAUUACUUUUUGAAGCUGUAAUCCUUCUCUUUGAUGGUCUUUUGAGAAUUAAGUACAUGUGGCUGCCCGUAAUUAUUUACUGAAUUGGAGGCAGCCUUUUGGUGUUCUGGUGGUUGAGACGAGAAAUUGCCACUCUCAUGCUACCUAAUAGGAACAGAACUCAGCCGAGAGCUGGUCGAUCUUGGCCUUUUUCAGGAAUGGACUACUCGGAUACAAGGAGGAAACCUCAUGUUCUUGCAAAAAUUCUCAUGGCUGCUAUUCUCACAGCAGUUUGCAUAGUUAUUCUAAAGCAAUCGCCUGGUUUUAGUGGCAAGAGCGUGUUUUCUCGUCGGGAGCCAGGGGUAACACAUGUAUUAGUCACUGGAGGUGCUGGCUAUAUAGGCUCACAUGCUUCUCUUCGUCUCCUUAAGGACUCAUACCGAGUAACUAUAGUGGAUAAUCUUUCUAGAGGAAACAUUGGGGCUGUUAAGAUUCUCCAAGAGUUAUUUCCAGAACAAGGGAGACUUCAGUUCAUUUAUGCUGAUUUAGGGGAUGCAAAGGCUGUUAACCGAAUAUUUAAAGAGAAUGCAUUUGAUGCUGUUAUGCACUUUGCAGCUGUUGCUUAUGUUGGUGAGAGUACUCUUGAACCUCUCAGGUACUAUCACAACAUCACCUCAAACACUUUGGUAGUUCUGGAGGCUAUGGCAGCUCAUGGUGUUAAAACUCUCAUAUACUCAAGUACAUGUGCCACUUAUGGAGAACCCGAGAAAAUGCCCAUCACAGAACAAACACCUCAGUUUCCUAUUAACCCAUAUGGGAAGGCAAAGAAAAUGUCUGAGGAUAUCAUCUUGGAUUACUCAAAGAACACCGACAUGGCUGUCAUGAUUCUAAGAUACUUCAAUGUUAUUGGAUCUGACCCAGAAGGAAGAUUAGGUGAAGCUCCUAGACCAGAACUCCGAGAACAUGGACGCAUAUCUGGUGCUUGCUUUGACGCAGCAUUAGGAGUCAUGUCAGGCCUUAAGGUUAAAGGAACAGACUACCCUACUGCUGAUGGGACUUGCGUAAGAGACUAUAUUGAUGUCACCGACUUGGUUGAUGCCCAUGUUAAAGCCCUUAACCAGGCACAACCUAAUAAAAUUGGAAUUUAUAACGUCGGUACGGGAAAAGGUAGAUCGGUGAAAGAAUUUGUGGAGGCAUGCAAGAAGGCUACUGGCGUCAACAUCAAGGUAGAUUAUUUGAGUCGUCGACCAGGUGACUACGCUGAAGUUUACAGCGAUCCUUCCAAGAUCAACCGUGAGUUGAACUGGACUGCUCAGUUCACGGACCUCCAGCAGAGCCUUAGUGUCGCAUGGAGAUGGCAGAAAGCCCAUCCCAAUGGAUACGGACUGCGUUCAUCGUGACUCGCUCGCUGAAUCACCUCAUGUUUGUUCAUAAUUGGGAUGAAGAGAGCUGGGGCUGGUCAUAAAUUGGCUUUGUAUAUGAGGCUUAAUUUUAUAUAUUGGCAUUUUAUUAGAGGGAUAGGAGUACACUUUAUUGGGUAUAUGGGCUCAAUAUCAAAUGAUUGAUGAAGUUGAUUGUUAUACAAAAUCCAAUUUGAUAAACCUCACUUGUAUCACGCUUAUUAUUUAAAAUUUCCCCCCCUUCAUGUUUAA